AUGCGCUCUCCUGCUGCUCAUGCUUCCCUUCUGCCUGUUGCUGUGAGUGGAUUGGGUUGCUCUGAUGCUGCUGCUGCUGCUGCUGCUGCUGCUGUUGCUGCUGAGAUUGGCUAUGUUGUUCUGGCUGCUGGUGUCUAUGCCACUGGUUAUUCUGUUGCUGCUGCUGCUGCUGCUGCUGAUACUGCGGCAGUUGAUAUUGCUGAUGCUGCUGCUGCUGGUCCUGCUGAUACUGCUGCUGCUGCUGCUGCUGCUGAUACUGCUGCUGCUGUUGCUGCUGAUACUGCUGCAUCUGCUGCUGCUGCUGCUGCUGCUGCUGCUGCUGCUGCUGCUGCUGCUGCUGCUGCUGCUGCUGCUGCUGCUGCUGCUGCUGCUGCUGCUGCUGCUGUUGAAACUGCUGCUGCUGCUGCUGAUACUGCUGCUGCUGACACUGUUGCUGCUGCUGGUCCUGUUGUUGCUGCCACUGCUGCGGCUGCCUCUGACCAGCUUCGUGUUGCACCCCACCGUGCCGCACCCCACCUUGCUGCACAAAUCCUUGCUGAAACAGCGUCAGGGCGGAAGUGGGCAGUCCUGAUUCCUGCUGCUCUCACCCCUUCCCUCACCUCUACUCGCCUCCCACUGCAAGUUAGAGAUGUCUCAAGCGUCUCUAGCGUCUGA
Molecule: messenger RNA, 654 nt
Organism: Closterium sp. Naga37s-1
Lineage: Eukaryota; Viridiplantae; Streptophyta; Zygnematophyceae; Desmidiales; Closteriaceae
Source: the annotation of a GenBank genome assembly